UGUGUGUGUGUGUGUGUGUGUGUGUGUGUGUGUGUGUGUGUGUGUGUGUGUGUGUGUGUGUGUGUGUGUGUGUGUGUGUGUGCGUGUGCGUGUGUGAGAAAAUCUAGCACGCUAGCUAGUUUUCUGCAAUAGGGACCAGGUGUUGGGAAACAUCAGCGCCCUCUAGAGCCAAGACUGCACAGUACAAUCCGUGUUGGUAAACCAGUUGCUUCUUGGUAGAUAAAGACGUAUUUCUUUGAAGUAAGUUGGAAACCGACAGAACGGAAAUGUUUUAAACUUUUUAGACUGAAAGAUGUCAUUUCCGUCAUCAGCUUUUAAAAAUACCCACCCUUCACCUCCACCCAAGGAAAACACUACCUCCAACUUGGUUUUGAGCAGAGCUUCAUGCCAGGAUCAGGGACAGACGCUGGACUCCGAGCUUGGUCUAAUGGAGAUGCUCAAUGAUGAAAAUGUACACCUUAUGCAAAUUUUUUCCCAAGGACAAAUGGAGUCACAGAUGGGUCCUCAAGAUGGGCCAGAUACCCAACCUCCCUUAACUACGAUGAUGGACAAUGACACCACCGGCGUUUCUACCAAUUUACUUUUUCAAGUUCUUGACUUGUCAACUUCAAGCAAUGACCACAAUCUGGUGAUGCAAGGCGAAAAGACACCGUUAAUGCAUGGAGAAGUUCCAGAUUGUGUGCUGGCCAGGGUCAAAGAAGACGAAAGCCCAGUUGCACCAUCCGCUACAGGAAGGAGGUUUUUGUUGAACUCAUCCAAACCAAAAGCUAGAGUGUGCUUGGAGAAAAGAUUCAGCUCCGUAUCUGCUGACACUGCAAGACAACAAGAUGUUCACUCUGAUCUGAGAAACCAUGUGACCGUAUUUCAAGAGUCCGCAGAAGCUCAAGAAGCCGUCGCACACAGUCAGAAGCUUGUGUUCCAUACAGUUGAACCCUUCUUAGAUCUAGAAUUCAUCUUCCCUGAGAGUGUUUCAAAUAGUUUUCACCCCGAGAGCCUGGUUACAAAGACCGUCUUUGCUGACAGGAGCAACUCAAGAGAACAUGAGUUGGUGAAUCCUAAAAAGAACCUGGCGGCCCACUACAUAAAUCUUUGCAGCCUCAUCUCUCAGCCCAAGACGAAAGCUAAAGCUGCCCCUGACAUGGAGAGGAAGUCACAGAAAGGGGACGAGAAAAGAGGAAAACCUGGGAUGACAGUCAGUCAGCGCAGGGACAGACACAACAGCAAUGAGCGGGAGCGCAGGAAGAAGAUCCGCCUGUGCUGUGACGAGCUGAACAAGAUGGUGCCAUUCUGUGACUCAUAUACAGACAAAGUCAGCACCCUGCUGUGGACCGUGUCCUUCCUGACAUACAUCAAAACCAUCCACGGAGACGCCUUCAACGCGGAUUUCAUGAAGUUCAUCAUUCAGAAGGGAGAAGAGUUCAAGUCCAACUCAUCUUGGGGUGCCCCGUUGUUCCCAGAGCCGGAGGAGAAGGCGAAUGUUCCUGAACAGUGAUUUCUUCUGUUCAGUCUAACAAAUCAGCAACAACUGUUACAUUUUACAUUAAUUUAAAUCUCUUAAGGCUACAUUUUAAUGAGUAAACAUGGCACUUUACAGUUGCAGUUGCACGUUACGUCCCCUAGGUGUCAUAAUAGUCUUUGAAUCGUUUUGUUGCACCUCCUGCAUGUUAAUGUUACCCUAAUUUCCCUCUGGGAUUGACAAAUGUUUC
Nothobranchius furzeri (turquoise killifish) is the source of this 1706-nucleotide messenger RNA. RefSeq lists its product as uncharacterized. The record is from RefSeq and is a predicted model, not a curated record. Gene Ontology annotation, cellular component: nucleus. Gene Ontology annotation, molecular function: RNA polymerase II cis-regulatory region sequence-specific DNA binding; protein dimerization activity; DNA-binding transcription factor activity, RNA polymerase II-specific. NCBI's taxonomy places the organism in Eukaryota, Metazoa, Chordata, Actinopteri, Cyprinodontiformes, Nothobranchiidae. Gene Ontology annotation, biological process: spermatogenesis; regulation of DNA-templated transcription.